This is a messenger RNA of Histoplasma capsulatum G186AR, 1833 nucleotides long. RefSeq lists its product as uncharacterized. The record is from RefSeq and is a predicted model, not a curated record. The coding region runs from base 1 to 1833 and encodes 610 amino acids. NCBI's taxonomy places the organism in Eukaryota, Fungi, Ascomycota, Eurotiomycetes, Onygenales, Ajellomycetaceae. The transcript has 6 exons.
AUGGCCGGUUUUGUGGCCUUGCGCGUCUAUCCUAACUCUCCUGGUUUGAAGGACGUUCUGAACCUCCCUGUUACGAGAGUGCAUCCUCUCCAAAAUGCUCUGCGUGUUGGAAAAGCGAUCUCAAAUGGGAUUCAUGUUCUUUCGCAAACUAAAGUCACCCAUGCGCUGGUUUUACGGCAUUGGCAAUCUCCACGUGCAGAGUAUACCUGUCAACUCAAAAGUCCCAAGCUGAUAUUUCCGGGAUUAUUGACUGGUAGUCUAUAUCAGCUGUUUUCAGCGUCUGGCAGGGAAUUUUGUUUCACAGUUCUGAACGAGUCGCGCGGAUUCCAUGUUGACCAGCCCCUCCGAAAUUGGGGUUCGUUCGUUUGGUUAGGUGGCUGCCAAAACAGGGGAUUGCAUUCCCCUUUCACGAUUUCGUCACCUACUCGCCCCACCACCUGUAGUGUGAGGUGGGGCAUGCUUCAGGAUGGAAGGCAGAGGGAACAAUGGGCAGCAAGGGCCUUUUCCCAUUUGAUUGAACACUUCUCUGGAGAUCGGGAGGUAAAAACAACGCUAUUCGGAACAAGAACGCGCAUACGAAUCAUCACCAGCAGCGAAGGUAAAGAGAGCAGUUCGCAUGACCUCUCUUUCUCGCAACUCUCAGCUCCACGCCUGGCAGCGCUCUCAUAUAAUUAUAAAGACCUAUCUCUAUCCUUCAGUUUUCGAUGCACGCUGGAAUGGCCAAGGCGCAAACAGUAUACCAAAAAUUCCCGUUCCUGGAGCCGAAAGCGACUUGCAGAAUCUCAGCCUGCUGCCUCUAUUUCACCCCCCACAAAAUCCACAAAAUCCACAAAAUCCACAAAAUCCAUGGCCACCACCGCCUAUUGUCGUAACUUCCAACAACAUUUGGCUGACCAUGGCAUCUACUCUCACAAUUUUGUGUACCCCAAUGGCAGAAGACCGGCGAAGCCAAAUAACUGGAAGGAACUCAAUGAGGUUUUAGCGCAACCACGGCCUUCUCUAUCAAAUUUCUCUGAGGAGGAAUUCGAAAAGUUUAUUUUAGCAGACGCACGUGCUUCGAAAGAAAAGCUAGUGAUUUUAUCGGUGAUUCCUCUUAUUGAAGGCAAUGAUGGUGGUCUUAAUUUCAGUGGAGGAGGGUAUCCAUUUGGGAAACUCGCUCCUUUAACUAAUGGGAUGCUGGCUCAUGCUAAACCAGAUCGCUUUUACGGUGCUUCUCCUACACAACUCAACCCUAAAAUACGGAAAGAGCUUAGUAGCUAUGUCGUUCCAUCAACCCAGGGUGACCUCCCAAUACUCCCAAAUUUCUUCUUGGAAGUAAAAGGUCCCGAUGGAUUUCCCGCUGUUGCUAACCGGCAAGCCUGUUACUACGGUGCACUAGGAGCUCGCGGCAUACAUUUCCUUCAGUCAUAUCAACAAGACAAACCAGUUUAUGAUAACAAUGCUUAUACUAUUACUUCAACUUAUGUCGGCGGCCAUCUCAAGUUAUAUGCUACACACCUCGUACAGUCCCCUGAUCUGGACUGCCCUCCUGAAUACGUCAUGACUCAGCUCAAAGGUUGGUCGAUCACCAGUGACCUGGAAACAUUUGUGCGGGGGGUGUCCGCGUACCGGAAUGCUCGAGAUUGGGCGAAGGAAAAAAGGGAUGAAUUUAUUAGGUUGGCAAAUGAACGACACGCAGAGCUUGCAGCGCAAUCUCGAAAUCAAUCAAUAUCUCAGCACCAGAUGGCUUCUGACCCACCCAUUACCCCGGAUGAAUCCAAUGCAUCAACAACGCCUAGUGAAGCAGGGUACCAGGACGCGAACUGGGGCGCCACGACCCCUGACCCCUGUUGA